Messenger RNA from Coccinella septempunctata (seven-spotted ladybird), 3161 nucleotides. Its product is annotated as kinesin-like protein KIF19. NCBI's taxonomy places the organism in Eukaryota, Metazoa, Arthropoda, Insecta, Coleoptera, Coccinellidae. Gene Ontology annotation, biological process: microtubule-based movement. Gene Ontology annotation, molecular function: microtubule binding; microtubule motor activity; ATP binding. The transcript is spliced from 9 exons. The coding region runs from base 160 to 2403 and encodes 747 amino acids. The record is from RefSeq and is a predicted model, not a curated record.
UGUUCCGCGGCUUGUACACGGCACGCUACGCUUUUAACGCUUCUCACCACGCGACAAAAAAAUCAUCUCGACAAAUCCCUGCGACAGUCAAUUACACGAUCAAGGUGGCGAUGUUUUGGAGACGAAUUUGAAAUAUUUUGAUUUCCCGUUUUCUACAGGAUGUCCCCGGAAACUCCGUCCAGUUCGGGAAGUGACACUUCGCGGCCGCCUUUGAAAACGGCCGAAGAGAGGCUUAUGGUGGCCGUUAGAAUAAGACCGCUGAAGGCGGACGAACCUGCUAGAUGUUUGUACGCCUUGAACAAGAAGCAUGUUAUCCUCGAAGACAACGAGAAGAGCAUCAGAAAUCAAGGCAGCAGAAGGAUAAACGACAAGCAGUAUUCUUUCGAUGUUGUAUUUGGUGAAGAGUCGACCCAAGAAGAAGUUUAUAACGUAACAACUAGUAGUUUGGUCAAAGAUAUAUUGAACGGGUACAAUGCCACUGUGUUCGCUUACGGAGCAACUGGUGCCGGGAAAACGCAUACUAUGGUUGGCAACCCUGACAAACCGGGUAUAAUGGUGCGAGCACUGAACGAUUUAUUCGAAGCAGUCAAAGAAAAAGAAGAUGAAUUUACGGUCACGAUGUCGUACUUGGAGCUGUACAACGAGCAGAUACGCGAUUUACUGAACCCUAGUUCAGGUUAUCUAGAGCUCAGGGAGGAUGCCAGAGGGAGGAAUAUACAGGUGGCCGGACUUUCAGAGAUUUCGACAAAUUCAACAGAUGAGGUUAUGACCCUUCUGCAGAAAGGCAACAGAGCCAGAACAGUAGAGCCAACCGCCAUGAAUAAAACCUCAUCCAGAAGUCACGCCCUACUCAGCGUCACUGUCCGCCAUGCCAUACCUAUCGACAAGACCGAUCAUCUCAGGAUGAAAGUGAAACAAGGCAGAUUGUUCAUGAUCGACUUGGCAGGAUCCGAAAGGGCAAACAAGACCAAAAAUCGGGGUAAAAGGCUGCAAGAAGGAGGCCACAUAAACAGAUCUCUGCUGGCCUUGGGAAACUGCAUAAACGCUCUGAGCGGCGGCGCUAGAUAUGUCAAUUAUAGGGACUCCAAACUGACCAGACUGCUGAAGGAUGCCCUGAGUGGAAAUUGCAAGACAGUAAUGAUAGCUCACGUCUCACCAAGCUACACUCAGAGGGACGAAUCUAAAAACACCCUUGUUUACGCUGAUAGAGCCAAUAACAUUUCGACCAAAGCUGAAAUAAACACUCUGGAUGUUUCUUACCACGUUUCCCAAUACCAAGACGUCAUCAGCGAACUCAGAAACGAAAUCGGAAGGCUUCAGCAAAAGAUGAAAGAGGACAGACCAAGAUCGGCCGAUAUAAACAGGAUGAACGCAGAAGAAAGAAGCAGGGAAGUCAGAAACUUGAGAGAACAAAUCGUGGAUACCUUCAAGAACCAAAUGAAGCUCAGAAGGAAGCUCAUGGAGAUCGACUCCCAUCUUUUGGGUCUUGGGAUGGAAGUUGAGAGACAACAUCUGAUAAUCGCCCAUUGGGAAUCGAGAAACAACAAACUCUACAAGAAUAGCCUCAACGAAUCCAGGGCUAGGACGCAGCAGAGCUUGAGACGACGUUAUCUAAGCACAUCUGAUGGCUUCAGAUCUGCUGGAAAUGACGAUGCUAGGGACGAGGUGGACGAGGAUGCCGAAGGUGAAGUUGCCAUUCAGCAAGCAUGGAGGGAACUUGCUGAUAUUGAAAGGGAACAAGAGAGAUGGUCGGAAUUGAAGACGCAUAUUGAUCAAAAAUUAGAAGCUUGCAGGCAGAGGGGCGUUGCUUUGGAAGAUAAAUUACCUUCUUUGCUGUCAUCUGACGACGAAAGGGAAAUCCUGGCUCUAAUGUGUCGAGUUCAUGAACUGGAAGCAGAUAAAAUGGCCCUCCAAUCAGAAAGACUCAUCAGACAACAUGAAUUACGCAGACGCGACUUGACGAUACUAAGAUAUGACCGUCAGAGACAGCUCUCUGAGGAAAUAAUAACUCGGCAAAGGAAACUCAUAGAAGAAGGAAGGCUGAAACUCCCACCAGACCUCCAGGAGUUGUACCAUCUGUAUCAGCAGGAAAUCCACGCAGCCAGCUACGCAGACUCAGCCUCGUCCAGGGACGGCGAGAAACUCCCUCCCAUCAGUAAAAUCUACUCGGAACCAUUCCUCAAACCGCCGCUGGAAAGUAGUGAUGGUAGCGGACCAUCUCCACCUUCUAGUGCGGAUUCAGGGGAAGCUGGUCUGCCAACAGUACGCGACAACAGCAUCGACAGGGUGAUGGGUCAAAUGAUAAACAGGCCGCACCAAUUUAUGAAAUUACCGCCACUUCCGCCGUCUCCGCCAAUCAGGAAGGGCCACGAUGAUGACGCUGGCGCCUCUAGCGGGUCAUAAUCGAACCUUGUAGAUUUUUCGAAAAUUCGGUUGAGAUUUGAAAGGUGGUUGUGAUACGGGUGCGUUUUAUGAGUAAACACCAGUGGUACUAGUGCCUGUUUACUUUUUAUCGCGUUUGGGUUGAAAUUUCGUGAGUUCUCAGCUUAUCUGUAACAUUUGUUUGUAUUUUUUACAAUUGUUACAAAUAAGAUGAAAUUUUGGUCAGUCUAAGAACCCUCGGUUGAGGUUAUAUCAAUCAUAACUUCGUUCGUUUAAUAGAGUCAAUCUCAAAUUGCUCAGGGCCUUAUCAAGACUGAAUCCGGCCCUGGGUAUGAAGCACUUAAUGUUGCGGAUAAAAUCAACAACUCAAUACACACUUGGCAAUACAAUUCGCCUACAAACCAUACAAAAUAUCCGUUAAAUUACAAAUAUUUUGUUUAUACAUAACUACUGAAAUUUCAAUCGAUGUAAUUUCAUGAAAAAAAUUGAGAACUGAUUUUGGAGCUGAGCUGCUGAGCACAGGAAUCGUGGCCAUCUCUUAUCAUGACAGCUGGAGUUUGAAAAUAUGAUUUUCGAUUGAUACAGUUUGAAUGAAAGGAAUUUCAACAAUAAUUUUCCUGGAUUGUAUAAAUUGUAUAUAUGAAAGGUUCAACAUCAUUAUGUACCUUUUAAUACAGUAAUCCUCAGGUGUUCAUGGGACGUUCUGUAUGUGGAUCUUCAAUAUUUUCGAUGAAAAUGAUCUAUUCGAGUUUAAAUAAAAAGUUAUUUCUUGUUUAUGA